Prorocentrum cordatum is the source of this 1155-nucleotide messenger RNA. The record is from the annotation of a GenBank genome assembly. NCBI's taxonomy places the organism in Eukaryota, Dinophyceae, Prorocentrales, Prorocentraceae.
AUGGCCGCGCUCGCCGCCGUCGCCUCCAACGGGCCGAGCGUUGGCGGGCCCGCCGUUGGAGGCGACGGCCAGGCUGGUGCCUGCUGUCACGGCAGGCCAGGCGCUUGCCGCUUCGUCGACGCGCGGGGCGGCGGCUGCCGCUGGGGCGACGCCUGCCGCUUCUGCCACACCUGCCGGCGCGUGUCCACGUACGACCGGAUCCGCGAGGCCAUCUCCGCCGCGCGGCGCCGCACGUCGGCGGCGCCUCCCCGGCAGGCGGCGCCUCCCCUGCAGGCGGCGGCGCCCUCCUCGCCCUCGGGGUGCCGAAGGCGCGCGUCACUGACGGGGCUGCUGACGACCUGCCAGGAGCUGCUGCUGGAGGGCCCGCUGGGAGCGGCGCUGCCCACCGCGGCGCUGGCGGCGCUGGCGCGCGCGCAGGCGCCCAUCGCGCUGCUGAUGGCCGGCAGCGGCGCCUCGGCCAUUUGGCGCCUGCAGGUGGCGAGGCUCGAGGAGAGCGGCCUAAGCCUGGCGCCGCGGCUGCUCUCCGGGCUGGCGCCGGGAGAGGUGAGGCGCACGGCGCGCGCGCUGUGCCAGCUGCGCUUCAAAGACAGGUGGCACUUGGAGACGCGGGACGAGCUGGACGCCGCGGUGGAGGCGGUAGAGGCCGCCACGGCGGCCGCGGAGCCGUCGCACCAGCUCUUCGCCAUGGCGUGCUGGUACGAGCUCGGCCCCGGCAUCGACGCCGCGACGCUGGUGGGGUCCGUGAGCGAGGAGGCGGCGGCGGGCGAGGAGGCCUCGCCAGAGCUAGUGCGGCAGCACGCCAGGCCACGCCUGCCGGUCUUCCCGCAGCCGGCGGGCGCGCCGCUGGAGCUGCCCGACGGUUGGCGUUUCCGCAUUGUGCCCGCGCUACUGACCCGGCCAUUGCUUGCGCUGAGGCCCAUGGUGGUCGUGUUGCACUCCAGCGCGGACAUGAUGGCGUCGUGCGGGGUGAGCUACGAGGCCCGCCUGUGGUCCGCCUCCCCGCAGCUGUGCGCCUUCGGUGGGCUGGGCCUGCAGGACGAGCGGCCCCUGCUGGCGGCCGAGGCGCUGGAGCUGCUGGCGGCGCCUGCACAGCUGCUGCACGUGGUGGCCUCGGUGCGCUGCUCCAGGAGGUUCUGGGACGUGCCGGUGGCCUAG